Quercus robur (English oak) is the source of this 1002-nucleotide messenger RNA. RefSeq lists its product as uncharacterized. Bases 478 to 837 code for a protein of 119 amino acids. The transcript has a single exon. The record is from RefSeq and is a predicted model, not a curated record. Lineage: Eukaryota; Viridiplantae; Streptophyta; Magnoliopsida; Fagales; Fagaceae.
CAGAAUCAGAUUCCAAACAACAGCAUCAGACAUAUAUUUUUGUUAAUGGGGGAAUAGUCUAUCCCUUUCCAGGACUUGCUCACAUCCAUUCAAUCUAACCAAUGUGACUUCAUGAGUAAGCUGCCGAAGCACUAUCUUGCAAAGUACCUGAUUUUCAUUACUUCGAUUCCCUAGGGAGGAUAGAUUAUAAAAUGAGUGUCUUUUUCCGAAAAAACUUCUCCAAAGACGCUGUCCAGGAAAGUUCCCUGAGAUCAGCUCAAAAAACAAGCUAACAUCAGCAACUAGUCCCAAAGAAUAUAUCAAUCUAAACUAACAAGAAGGAUGGAGAAUUCUCUGGAAAAAUCCCUCCCAUCACAGCCUUCCCUCUUUUUUCACCAAGUACACACUUGGCCACUAUACAAGUUUUGGUGAAAUUUGAUCAACUUGAAUCCUUAAACAACGAGACAAGGCGGUUUUCUGUAGAGAGUUGCUUCCUGAAUGGAGCUUGGAGCUACAUGCAGAACAAGUAGGUCUACUUCAUAUGAGAGGCUGGUGGUAAUAGGCUUGGCUCUUCUAGCUGUACUUUCUCCUCUCUAUAUUGACCGGAAACUGGAAAGUGAUGAAGAACCUGAGGAGGAGCCCUUCAGUCUUGUUUCUUGGUUGCCUCUGCUGCUCUUGGUGUUGAUCUUGGCCAUUGUUUUGUCGCAUUACUUAGAUCAGAGCUGUAGCAGGUUUGAUCCUUAUUGGAUUCACAGAGUUGGUGGCUCUUCUUGUGGUAUCAUUUUGAUUCUCUUGGUGCUUAUACUGGUUUUGAAGUGCAAAGGUUCUGUAAAGAACUGGGAGGCCUGGCUUAAAUGAGAGAGAGAGAGAGAGACAAAGUCUCAAAGAUUUGGCGUGAUGCUGUGUUUGAGGAAAACGAAUAAGCAGCUUCUCAGUUUGGGAUUGAAAUACUUUUUGUAUCUUUUCAGAUAUAAGAGUUAGCAGCUUAUUGAAUGAAAUCUAAAAGUUUUUGUUAUAUUAAUA